UCAUAUAGAGAGUUAAACAGCGGGAUACCAGCGAAUUAUCAACCCUGAUUCCAUGGAGAGAGUUGCAUCAAGCUGCACCAGCAUCCUAACACAAAGGAGGCCUUACUCUGUGGCCGCGGCCAUGGCGAAGGAAGCCGCACGGAGGGCCGACGGGAACAAGGCUGCGGCUGCGGCUGCGGUGACCAAGCGCGUGAUGGGCAAAAAGGAAGUCAACACCGCUGCCGCUGCGGCGGAGCAGAAGAAGGCAUGGCUGCCGAACCCUGUGACCGGCUACUAUCGCCCAGCGGGUAGCCCCAGGGAGGUGGACGCGGCGGAGCUGUGCGCCAAGCUGCUGACUGGUUAAUCAAACAGUUAUUUUGUCGAGCUCGACUGCUCGAUCAUGGGGUGUCUGUCUAUCUAGUUUGUAUUGCUUUAAGAUCCGUGCUCCUUGAUA
This is a messenger RNA of Zea mays, 433 nucleotides long. RefSeq names its product protein SENESCENCE-ASSOCIATED GENE 21, mitochondrial. The transcript has 3 exons. The record is from RefSeq and is a predicted model, not a curated record. NCBI's taxonomy places the organism in Eukaryota, Viridiplantae, Streptophyta, Magnoliopsida, Poales, Poaceae. Bases 53 to 343 code for a protein of 96 amino acids. Gene Ontology annotation, cellular component: mitochondrion. Gene Ontology annotation, biological process: response to stress.